This is a messenger RNA of Prorocentrum cordatum, 648 nucleotides long. The record is from the annotation of a GenBank genome assembly. Lineage: Eukaryota; Dinophyceae; Prorocentrales; Prorocentraceae.
AUGGUGCGCGCAGACUGCCUGGCGCUGGGGGGCGGCGGCCCUGGCCUGGCGCUUCCCGCUCGGGGCGGCCCUGCCGCCGACGAGCUGCUGCCCGCCGCCAGUGGCCAGCUCCUGCCCGAGGGCAGCCCGCUGGUGGCGCCUCUGGGGGAUACCCCGUACGGCGCGGCGUACCUCGUGGCAAUCCGGCCGCCCGCUGGCAAGGCGAGCGCCCUCAUGGACGGGGCCGACCCGCCGGGCGGCGGCUUCCUGGCGUUGCCAGGCCCGCGCCGCGCGCCGUGGGCCCCUGUGGCGCCUGAGCCGCAGUCGGGCGCCUGGAGCCAUGCUCGCCAGCCGGCCGUCUGGAGUUCCAGCAGGAGCAUGUCCCGGGCGUACACGAUCUCGGGCGAGGGCGCCGAGAAGGAGAUCCACGAGGUGCGCACGCGCUGCGACGGCGAGCGCUGCGUCACCGCCGCCCGGCACGUGCUGCCCGCGGGCCGCCACGGCGCAGAGCCCGCGGCCGGGGGUUGGGACUUCCUCGGCCCGCGCGCGGGCGGCCACCGCCCACCGAACCGACCCCAGCCCAGCCCGACGGCCCCGAUCUGCCCUCUAUAUUCUGGCUCCAGCCGCGACGGCUUCAGCAAGUUUCGUCGUGAAAGCUUGUGUUCGUAA